Molecule: messenger RNA, 542 nt
Organism: Corylus avellana
Lineage: Eukaryota; Viridiplantae; Streptophyta; Magnoliopsida; Fagales; Betulaceae
Source: RefSeq, a predicted model, not a curated record
UUCAGUUUUUCUCAACCCCCCCCCCAAAAAAAAAAUCAAUGAAGUUCUUCUUCCGGUCAUGUUACCGUCCCAAAGGCGCCCCUGCGCUGCCGCCGCCGGAGGAGGAACCCAACGCCGACUCCAACACAAACACCCACGUGUCGGCGUCGCUCACCGUGCCUUCUUCCCGGCGCAACAGGCUCAGUAGUACUACGGCUUCCAAGUCUGCUUCCGCGGCGGCCAAGCAUUGGAGGCCGGCGCUUUCGAUGAUAUCCGAGGACAACGCCGCUCAUCAGAUCUUUGACAAAAACGGCGCCGCACGGGUUUCCGUAAAGAAAUCCUCUGGCAAACCCAGAUCGUUGGGAAAUUCUCGCAGUCUCGCCGACGUGGAGGACUACUCCUGCAGGAACAAAUCGCCGCCAAUAAUCUUUCCAUCAUUCUCACCGACUCCGUUUAUGUUUUGAGUUUCAUGGGUGGUUGCUGUUCUUUUGUUUUGUUUUUCAUCCAAAAGUGCUAUAUUUGUAUUGUGGAUGAAUUAAUAUAAAGAAAGGUUUUCUUGUGUA